AUGGCAAACAUGUCAGACUGUAGCAUUACGCGUGGACCAUCUGCGGAGCAAUGGCGCACGCACAGAGACGAAAUCACUGCAAUGUACUUGCGCCAGAGCCUGAGUUGUAUGAGGAAACAUAUGGAUCAGCAAUACGGGUUUCGAGCAAGCAAGCGGAUGUUCGAUGCUCGAUUCAAAUCCUGGGGCGUACAGAAAAAUCUUCGCAGGGCAGACAAGGAGAAGUUCAUCCACGGCAUGACGAAGGCAACUUCUUUCAGUGAGAAUGACAUGAAGAAGGUCAAGCGUUUCCUCACGGCUCAGCAACGCCUCGACCGCAGCAAGAGCCUCUCGUCUUCUCCUGGAAGGGGCUAUGGGCAAAGCUCUUCCGAAGCCUCCUCGCCUCAUACUUCACAAGAGCAUACGCCCAGUAGCUCAGACCAGAGCAUCGUCGAUGGAAGCCCGUCCAGUGAGGCCAUCACCUCACCUCAGGGAUCCCAGAAUUUAUCCCAGAGACGUCUAUACAAUCCACUUGGGGUAGAUACUAUUCUUCCAAGCGAACGGCUGGACCGUCUAUCACUGGCAGCCACUUUUACUACUCCUUCUGGCACUUCUUUCAGAAAGGAUAACAACGACGAUUGCAUUCCCAUGACAAUGCAGUUGUCAUCAAGCGCGGCAGAUCGGAACGUGGAACUCUUGUGGACGACUAUGGACCAUUUCAUCAGCUUCAAGAUCCAGUAUACGCCGUCCAACAUAUCGCAGCACAUGUUCUUGAACGAAGGUGCCACUGACACUAGUCGAUCGUUCUGGGACAGGGUAGAGAACGCCAUCUACCAGUCCAAGAUUGGCAAUACCGAAGGUCUUGCAGUACCGGCAUUCAAUGACGCCAAGAGGCUACUUCAGUCCCUAUUCAGAAGCGGUCAGGUCUCCCUUGACUUCGUCCGAAAAGCUCUCUAUACGCUGUCACCGACCAAUACUGUAAUGUGCUCCGAGAGUCGUACUGAGCUCAUGAAGCUGAUCAGAGAGUACGCUGCCAAGGGGCUCGGCGUGGAUCAUCCAGUCACCAAAGUCUGUGCCAUCUUGCUGGCAGACGAGGAGUCCUCUGACCUGUCCCGCCGCGCUCUGCUCAAAAUGUAUGAGAUGAUCAGCGAUGGCUUUGGCGAUCAUGGGGAGUCACACCCUGCCUCUUGCAAGGUCAUGGAUUCGGUCAUCACGCUAGCGAGGCGUACAGGAGAGCAAGAGCUCAGGAAAGUGUCGAACCCUAGCCCCGCGAGACGAGCAAGAGAACUCGCCACUGCCAUAUCUCUGGCCGGAGAUGCCCACCAGCUCGCAAUCAUCCAAUUUGGUCUCGACUCCGUUGAAGCAAGGCAAGCGGCGUAUACACUUGCCGAGCUAUAUACCGUUACCCAAGACCAUAUUCAAGCGCACGCCCUCCGCCUAGAGAUCGUACAACGAGGAUCAUGGAGCAAGAUCGGUCCUUCGAGGUCCACGAUAUGUGAAGAUGCCAUUUCUGCGUAUACCAUGGAGUCGAUUGCCGAACACUGCGAGAAAGAGAACGACUACCAAGGCAGCACGACCUGGCUGGCACGCGCUGAUAGCAUUGCUUCGAAGAUCUGGGAUGACUCAAAUAUUUCAAGAACUCACAUAUCGAACAAGCUACACAACGCAUGUGCACGACUUGGUGAGAGCAUGAUAUCGGCGUCCGCAUGGAGAAGUCAGUCGCAUGGUCCCAUGUAG
Molecule: messenger RNA, 1713 nt
Organism: Fulvia fulva
Lineage: Eukaryota; Fungi; Ascomycota; Dothideomycetes; Mycosphaerellales; Mycosphaerellaceae
Exons: 2
Coding region: 1-1713 (570 amino acids)
Source: RefSeq, a predicted model, not a curated record